This is a messenger RNA of Tachysurus fulvidraco (yellow catfish), 3053 nucleotides long. RefSeq names its product translocase of inner mitochondrial membrane 29 (gene timm29). Lineage: Eukaryota; Metazoa; Chordata; Actinopteri; Siluriformes; Bagridae. The coding region runs from base 68 to 817 and encodes 249 amino acids. The transcript has 2 exons. Gene Ontology annotation, biological process: protein insertion into mitochondrial inner membrane. The record is from RefSeq and is a predicted model, not a curated record. Gene Ontology annotation, cellular component: TIM22 mitochondrial import inner membrane insertion complex.
UCCUGUAUGUCCACCAGAUGGCAAUUUGGCCGUUAUCGCGCAUGCGCGCUGUGGUUCACACGCUAACAUGGCUGCCUUGGGGAGAUGGUGCUCUACUGCAGCUGCUGCCACCAGCAAGGGUACAAGAUGGGAGAGACUGCGAAACAGUCGUGCAGGUGUGUGGUGCUACAGCCUUCUGCGUGACUAUAAGGAAGCAUGCCGUGAAAUAUUUGUUGGUGCAGUUGAACGGCCUUUCAAAGCCAGUUUUUAUGUGGCCUUGCUUGGAGGUACCUAUGCCUGUUACUACACCAAUCCAGACAGCACAUCUUUUCAGUCUAGAAUACUAGAGACCUCCAACCAGCUUGCCCUCCUCUCUCCGUGGAUCCGUAGUGGCAUGUCGGAUGGGCAUGUGCAGAGCUUGGCCAAGCUGCGCAACGAGGGCCGUUUGCGAUAUAUCAGCCUGGGCAUUGUGUCGUUGACCUACAUGGCAGACUACGACCCUGAGCCCAGCCUGUAUGAGGCACGAUGUUCUGCACUUUCUGUGCCCUGGUCACAGUUGCAUGAACGUGUGUUGGACGUAGGUUUUGCAGGGCGCUGGUGGAUGUUGGAAAAUAAAAUGGGGAACUAUGAUAUAAAUGAGGAGGAGUUCAAGCAUCUCUCUCCUGCCCUUCUGGCCACAGCACCCCCUACACCACAGGAGACAGAGAGAAAUGAGAGACUGCACCAGGAGUCCUGGAAGGCUCUGGUGAUGGAGGGAGAAGAAGAGAUGGACAGUAUGAAGAAAAGUGAGGAGGUAACAGGAAAAGGAAAUGUGAGCAAUACAAAACAGGACAUUUAAUGUGGUUUAUGUGUUUAUGAUAAUUUAGACCUGUCGUCAUGUCAUGUAUGAAUUUGUGUUUAUCAGCCUGGACAGACAUUACCAAACUCUUAUAUUUAUUAUAGUCCUCAAGCAGAAAUUACCUUCUGAGAAAAUGAAACUUAUUGACCCCUUGCUUUCUGGUCUUCUUAUUUUAACUGGCAAAAUGAUGAAUCCUUCAUUUUAUUACAUACAACAACAUUCUUUCUUCAUUCAUUGAAUACAUUUUUGAGGAAUACUCUAAAAUCUUUUGCUCCUCCCACAUGGACAGCUCCUCCUUUACCCCAUUCAUCAAUGCCACUGAGCAGAAUUGAUGUGCCUUGUUGGACUUUUCUCAGCAUAGUGUGACUCUGACAUUAUGGUGCAGGUCUAUUCAAGUAAAAUCUGGAAAGGACUAGUUCCCAAGUCAGCAAUCUACUUCACAUCAGAGGUCAUGUAAAAACAAUUUAUUAUAGACAUAGAUAUUCAGGCACCAUGAGCAACAAUUGUAUGCAAAGAUAUAAAGUAUAGAACCACAUCACACCAUGUCCUGAGGAGGUUAAACAUGAAUCCCAAGACAUCGACAAAGAAGCUGGUGAAGUUGUGGAAAUCAGGUGCCAAAUUAUGUACAUCCACAAUGAUUAAAAGAGUGUUACAUUACCAUGGCCUGUCAUUGAAUGACGACCUGCCUGUCUGAUGAGAUGAAACACAAAUGUAACUGAAAAGGGGUGAGACAUAGAAUCUGCAAAAUACCAUCUGUGAAACACGGGGGUGGCAGCAUCACUGAUUUUAAGCAGAGAUCCACAGCUGUAACAAAAUAACUUUAAGACAACAAAGUGCAACUAUUCACAAAGCACUGACCUGAAUCCUAUAGAAAACUUAAGAAAACAAAACAAAACAAAAAACAUGUUUGUGGAAGAAUGAGCAAAAUCUCCAGCACACUGAGGUCCAAGCACCUGUUCAGGUAAUGCUGCCUAAUGCUAACAAAGCAUAUGCUGAUUUCCGGCACAGUGAAAAUCCGCUCAAAUGGCCGUAACGUUUGUUCCCUACACAGUUCUGCAGUAAAGCAGACAUUGUUGCGUUCUUAUCCUCAAAAGGAAAAGCUUUUUCUUUUGCAUUAAAUCAGGUACUCCUUUCAUCGUUGACUCCUAAAAAACAAAUAAACUUGAUUUUUUAGAUGCAAUACCUUUUGAUGGGAAUUCCAGGAGAAAUCCACUGGCUAUACAUUAGAUUUUGUGCAGCUACCAUCAUUUCUGCUCCCACACAGACACACACUGUUUUCAGAUGGUGGGUAUUGAUCCUGUGGCCCCUCCUGCUGUGUUGACUCUUAUUUCUGAUCAUUAUCUGAUCUCCCGGAAUGGAUUGUAUAUCCUGAUCCUGCAGUGAAGAACGCAAACUGAGAUUGAGGAAAGCGUGUGAUGUGCACUGUUUUAUCAGGGUGCGUGAAUAUAAAUAGUCCUUGACGUCUUAGCUGAGGAAAGUAAACAUUAUGGGCCAAUACUUUUAAUAGGCAUAGAUUAUGUCUCUGUUUGUGACUGACCAGAAUAUUUAUGAGGCUUGCUGGAACAUCCAUAUUGCCUUGUGUGGUUUUUCCUCCCAGUGGAAUACACACAGUCUAGGGUAAGGCUUUCCCUAACUCCUUGUAACCUUAUCCCACUUAGGCAUGGCAAGAAACCCGCUAUAAUGUGUCCAGUGAUGUCAUUAAUGCACAUCUACAAAGUGGCUUUGCUCAGUAAACAUCAUGAGCUGAGAUCUGUUCUCUCAAUAAUUUUAGCACCCUCCAUAAUUAAUCCUGUUUUUAGUUCAGUUAAAGCCUUCUACUGUUCUUGCUGCUGAUAAAGCUCUGAUCCAGUAACAAAACAUUUUACGUACCCGGUCAAAGGAAACUGCAGACAUCCGGUGCUUGUGUCCACCUUAUCUCAUAAUUUGGAAAUGGACAAUAGGUGAAACCUCUCUGAAGCACCCAUCACUCUGUAAAACACACAGCUCAAUCACAGCCCUUUUAAAUGCUGUCCCUAGCUUGCUUCAUUUCCUUCGGUCAGACUGAUCUGUGAUAACGCUGCAGCAAAGAGCACUGAGAAACCAAAACAAAAGGUGUGCUGAUAAACUCUUGAAACUCAUUUAUUAUUUUUAUUAUCAUUAUUAUUUAUGUCUAUAAUCAUUCAGUAUGUUUGAUUCUUCCUAUAAUAAUUUUCCCGGUAUGUCAUUCGAAAUAAAAAAAGCAGCAUUUUUGACUCCA